Messenger RNA from Saprolegnia diclina VS20, 2438 nucleotides. RefSeq lists its product as hypothetical. The record is from RefSeq and is a predicted model, not a curated record. The coding region runs from base 151 to 2247 and encodes 698 amino acids. Lineage: Eukaryota; Oomycota; Saprolegniomycetes; Saprolegniales; Saprolegniaceae. The transcript has a single exon.
UGCACAGCCCUGCAGCCUGGAGACGACGACAGUGGAGCGGAGAUUCGCUUGCGGUGGAAAAGCGCAGAGCUCGUCUCAAGGCUGGCUUCAGUUAUCGUGGAGGUCUAUUUUAAGGCAAAGAGAUGUCACCGGGCUUGAUCAAUCGCCAAGAUGACAGACAUUAGCGCGAGUGUCGUGGGGCCGCUCUGGCAGGCGCAGCGCGUCUCGUCCUUCCAGAACCUCACGCGCAGCCUCGACCGGCAGACGACCACGAUGCGCGUGCUCUGGGUCGCGGCGGCACUCAUGCAUGUCAUCGCCGGCGCCUUUCUCGGUGGCAUGGCGUUUGGCCACUUUUACUUGACGCAGCCGUCGCUCGGCUACGACUAUGUGACGGUGCUGCACCUCUACCGCCCCGUGCUCACGACGGUGGUCACCUUUGGUGCACUCGCGACCCUCCACGGUCUUCGCUUGCUGCACAUGCUGCUCCGCGCGCUCAAGCCGCCGCACCGCAUCGCCACCUCGAGCAAGAGCUCGAACUCACGCAGCUCGGAGACGGGCGGGUUGCAGCACAUUGUGCGCUCGGGGUGGCGGCACCUCCGGCUCAUCGGCGUCCAUGGCCCGUACUUUGAAGUCAAGGUGGCUUUUCGGCACCUCUUGGUGUCGAGCACGAACACGUACCGCGCGUACCGGACCGCGCUCCUCGUGGGCGACCCGGCCAUCAACACAACCGUCUCGGUCGUCUUGUGUCUCUACGGGCUGGGCCUUCCGCUCCUAUGGAUAGCGACACAACGCACGUCGAAAGCGAGCCGGCGGCUCUGGACGAGCCUCGUGCACGUGGCUCUGAACUUUGGCAUGAACAUCCUACUGCCCAUGUGGGUACUCGCGCCGUACGUUGACUUUUUCAUUCGACCCGACGCGCUCGAGCUGCAGUACCAAGACACGUACUACCCGAUUGGCAUUGCGAUCUGCCAGACGGUCCUCAUCACGUCGCUUCUGGACUAUGGGCUCAUGGUCUUUACGCAGCUCUUCCUCUUCUCGGCGCUCUACGACUUUGUCGCGUGCUUUUGCAGCAAGCGGCGGCUCACAGCAAGCGAGCUUGUCGCGGACGAAGCCCACCUCCGCGAGGCGCUCAACGUUGUCCGCGGCCGCCUCCUCUCGGUGAGCCUCAAUGCGAAAAGGCGGCUCGUGCCAACUCGCAAAAUUGGCUUUUUCCCGCGCCAAGCCACCGCAGUUGUUGCGUUUGAUGUCACGUCGGCCAUCUUUCGCAAGUCGACGCGCAAGCAUUCGUCGUAUAUGACGCUCUGUCUUGGUUACAGCAUCCUCGUGGGGUAUCUGCUCACGAUUGUGUGGGGCCUUGCGAUCCUCGGCCUCAACUUUGUGCCGUGGUACGACGUCCAUUGCCCGCGGAGCUGCCUCGCGCGCACGCGGCCGUGGUUUAGCCGCACGUGCGCGUGCUUGACGCUCGAGGCGACGUGCGAUCCGGCUUCGAAUAUGCUCGACCUCGACUUUGCCGUUGUGAGUCCGACGUCCGUGGUGUUUCUCAUCAUCUCGCACUGCCCGCAGCUUUCGAUUCCAACCAAAGUGUCGAGCUUGCUCAACCUUGUCGGGCUCUUGAUAUACAACUCGACGUUGACGACGUGGCCCGAGAACGUGAGUGUGACGCAGUUCAAGCGCUUUUCGUACGCGAUGAUCGUGAGCACCAACAUGACGACGCUGCCGCUCGGGCUCCUCACGGCGCCGUCGAGCUCGUUCAUUGACUUGGAGGUAUCGCACUCGAACCUCCACGACCUCGGGCUCGGAGUGAGCUACUUUGAGACGCUCUCGGUUGUCUACCUCGAGCACUGCGCAUUUCGCGAGUACCCGGCUGAGCUCGUGGUGCAUGCGAGCUUGAGCGGAUUCUCGCUCGUGCACAAUCUGCUCACUUCUAUUCCAGACAAUCUGUCCUUUCCGGCCUUGAUGUACCUCGGCGUCUCGGGCAACGCGAUGCUUGGCGACUUGCCCGACGUAAUCUUCAACCAAUCCUCGUUGUCGCAAGUCGCUUUGGAGGCCACGAACGUGACGCGCCUUCCGUCACCCACCGUAUUUGGUCCCAACCUCAGUGUGCUGGCGAUGAGCGGCACGCCCUACUGUCUCCGAAAUGACACAGCACCGAAGGACGAGGGCAUUGUUGUCUGUGACGUCGGAGAUUACGUCGACGGCUACUUUCCCUUUGCCCAGAUUGUCGCCCAGCGCGCAGCGACUUUCGAUUUUUUGUACUAUGAGGGAUAACUAGUCACGAUCGACUACUCCUCUAGUCGACGCUAUCUCUCUGCAUCUGUAGUCGUUUCGAACGGUACGCGUGUGGUCGCGUCAAACGCCGGUGCCACGUGGGUAGAGCUAUCGAUGACUCAUCUCAUAUGUCACAUGCGUUCUACAAUGCCAUUCCCACCGACAGGACCUAAGUCGACCAUUGUCUCGUG